Molecule: messenger RNA, 996 nt
Organism: Trichoderma gamsii
Lineage: Eukaryota; Fungi; Ascomycota; Sordariomycetes; Hypocreales; Hypocreaceae
Product: palmitoyl protein thioesterase
Exons: 1
Coding region: 1-996 (331 amino acids)
Cellular component (GO): lysosome
Molecular function (GO): palmitoyl hydrolase activity; thiolester hydrolase activity
Source: RefSeq, a predicted model, not a curated record
AUGCGCGCCACAGGCUCUCUUCCCAGUCUCCUGACGACAGCCCUCCUGGCUAGCCGCGCCGUUGGCUGGCGCAUUCCCAGUCUCCAACAUGCCGCAGACGACGAAGAUGACGAUACGCCUCUCCCCGUCGUCAUCUGGCACGGCCUCGGCGACGCCUUCAAUGCCGAUGGAAUCAAAGGAGUAGGCGAGCUCGCAGACAAGAUUCACCCCGGCACUUUCGCCUACGCCAUCGCCCUCGGCACAGAUGCCAACUCGGAUCGCUCAGCGACCUUCUUCGGCAACGUCACCGAACAAAUUGAAGCCGUGUGCGCCGCCCUCGCCGAGCAUCCAAUUCUCUCCACGGCCCCUGCCAUCGACGCCAUCGGCUUCUCCCAAGGUGGCCAGUUCCUACGCGGCUACGUCGAGCGCUGCAACAAUCCCCCCAUCCGCAGCCUCGUCACUUUCGGCAGCCAGCACAACGGCAUCAAUGAGUUCAAAACAUGCGGCAACACCGACCUGCUCUGCAAGGGUGCCAUGGCCCUGCUGAGAUUCAACACUUGGAGCAACUUUGUCCAGAGCCGCCUGGUGCCCGCGCAGUACUACCGCGACCUCACAGACUACGACUCGUAUCUCCAAGGCUCAAACUUCUUGGCCGACAUCAACAACGAGCGCGAGCUCAAGAACGAGCAGUACAAGAAGAACAUUGCCAGCCUGACAAACUUUGUCAUGUACAUGUUUGAGGACGACACCACCGCCAUUCCUAAGCAGUCUUCCUGGUUCGCCGAAGUCAACGGCACCGAGGUUACGCCCCUGCGAGAGCAGACGCAGUACAAGGAGGACUGGAUUGGCCUGCGCCAGCUGGACGAGAAGGGCGGGCUGCGAUUCCGAUCCAUCACAGGCGAGCACAUGCAGAUUUCUGAGGAGGUCUUGAAGGAGGUUAUGACUGAAUUCUUUGGCCCCAUGAACAAGACGUUUCCCCCGGAGAAGGAUGCCGACUUGAGCCAGGGGGAGCUGUGA